This is a messenger RNA of Olea europaea var. sylvestris, 893 nucleotides long. Its product is annotated as protein LSM12 homolog. The coding region runs from base 119 to 658 and encodes 179 amino acids. Lineage: Eukaryota; Viridiplantae; Streptophyta; Magnoliopsida; Lamiales; Oleaceae. The record is from RefSeq and is a predicted model, not a curated record. The transcript is spliced from 6 exons.
GGCUCAAAAAUCACAAAAAGGGUUAUUGAAUAAAGAAAAGUUUUAAUAAUCUGUUCAAUAUUAUUCCUCCUCCAUAAUACCAAGAGAAUCAAUUGAGGAGCAAAUCAGCAAUAUAUCAAUGGAACCUCAUGGGGAAGAAUUUGCAGUUGGCUGCAUACUAUCCAUUAAAACCACUCUUGAAGAAGAAUUCCAAGCGCAAGUCAUCGCCUUUGACCGCCCCUCAAACCUCCUCAUCCUUCAAGAGGGAGUGAAAUCUGGGCCAGUUUCAAAGAGGAAUAUAAGAUUACUCAAGGCUAAUUAUGUGAAGGAAUUCAAUUUUUUGGGUCGAGGUGAGGAUCCUCUUGAUCCCGAUAAGUGUUUUCUUGAUCUCAAUACCCUUCAAGCCCGUGAGGACUCAGCUAUUAGACAAGCGGAGGCAGAGGCAGAUAGGAUUGGAGUGGGUGUUACUGCUGAGGGUCAGAAUAUUUUUGAUGCUCUGUCUAAAACGCUUCCCGUUUGUUGGGACAAGACCACCAUAGUUGUGAUGAAUGAAGUGCGCCUUAGCCCUCCAUAUCUUCCUGAAUCUGUUACUGGAGGAACUCCUCCUGCCAAUGAACGUGUUCGGAAAGUGCUUGAGCUCGAAAGGAAGAGGUUGCAAGCUCGUAAUGCUGGUGAGUGAUGAUUUGAAGAGGAAAACCUUAAAAAGUAUGAUAAACAAUGGAUUUAAGUUGUAGUUAACUUCACUGGGGAAGUCAAUUCUAGCAAUUUUAAAGAUUCAAAUGUGAGGACAUUGAAGUUUUGAGAAUUUUUCAAAGUAUCUUGAUAAUUUUCUAUUUUCUGAUAUACUGAUUGUGGUACAAUAUUAAGUCAUCAGAAAUUAGAGCUCUAAAAUGGACCGAGUUAAGUUGGCUCGA